AUGCUGCGCGUUUUGUACGAAUCGCGAAACAAUCAAAUGGACGCGUUGAAUGACGAAAUCACCACAUUGAAGUGUCAAGUUGAUGAGUUGAAGCGCGAAAAUGACAAUCUACAAAUGCGUGCGAGUGUUUUGGGUGGCGAAUUAUUGGUGGAAAAGGAUAAGCAUAAGAAUUGUGCCAAAGAGAUUAAGGAUGUUAGGAAUACGUUGAAGAAGGCUGAGAAUCGAGCGACAAAAGAGGAGUGAGUUUUUUUUGGCUGAAAACUUGGAAUUUAUCUGAAAUCCAUAAUUUCUACAGAAAAAACUUUAAAAUUGAAAAAUCAUAAUUUUCAAAAAUUAACUGUUUCAAAAAAUUUUGAAAUAUUUUCCCAGGAAUAAGAUUUUUGAUUUUUCAAUAUAAAAAUAAACACGUUCAAAAUUACAAAUUUGAUUUUCUAGGUCUUUUUCAAAAAAGUUUUUAGGCCAAAUUUGGAUGUCUAGGGUUUUUGUGGAAAAAAUGGCUGAAAAUCUAGAACUUUUGAAAAUUCUUGGGUUUUUCCAACAAAAAUAUCCCAAUCAAAAAUUUGAAAAAUUUACUGUUUCAAAAAAUUUUGAAUUGAUUUCUUACAAUUAGGAAAUUGUUAGUUUUUUUGCUCUCGAUGGAACUAAUUUAGUUUAUUUUCAAAUUGAAGAUUUCUGCUGGAAAUUUAGAAAUCUGUAAAAUUGAUUACCUCGAACAUUCCCUAAUUUUCCAGAAAUCGUGCCAAUUCGAAUCAAAUCCAACUCAACGACGCCGAAGAAAAAGCCAAAUCACUUCGAAAAGAACUCGAUUCGGUCAAGAAGAAGUCGGCCGAAGAGCGAACCAAAACGAAAAAAGAGAAGGACCGCGAUACUCAAACAAUUCGAGCACAAGCCAACGAAAUAAAUGCCCGUGAAAAAGAGCGCGAUCGAGCGAUGGGAGAUUUGGAGGAUAUGAGAAAAGUGAAAGAUCGUGUUGAAAAGGAGAAUGGCAGAUUGAAUAGUCAAUUGGGACAAAUGGUGGAUAGAGCGAGAAGUGCGGAGGCGAGUGUUUUGGAGGCGAGAAUGAGUGGAUGUUUGGAUGUGUUGAAUAGAAGAAAGACUGAAUUGCAAAGUGGAUUUGAUGAGACACAGAAGAAUUUGAAUAUGUGAGUGAUUUUUGGGGGAAAUGCGGGUUUUUUUUUGAUACCAAACAUGGUCAUUUGUGACUAGAAGUUCUACACAAAAAUCGGAUAUUCUGGUUUUUUUCUUCUAAAGACAUAACGAAAAUCGGAAAACUCCGAGAAAAUAUGAGAAAUUUUUGAAACAGUGGAUAUUUUUCAAUGACAUUUUAAUUUUUGAGCAAUUUUCCGCUGUAAGAUUCCACAAAAACUAUCAAAAUCACAAAAUUACUAGAAAAUAUGAGAAAGCUUUGAAACAGUGGAAUACAAAAAUUAGAAAAACAAUUCCAUAUUUUUGAAAAAUUUUGCUCUGAAAAUUCAGCUUACGCAUACCUAUGAAAAAACCAUCGAUAUUCGCAAAAUUACCAGAAAAUAUGUGCAAAUCUUGAAACAGUGGAAUUUUUCAUUGAAAAAAUUCACUGUUUCAAAAAAUUUAUCAAUUUUCGGAGGUUUUUCCAAAAAUUAAUGAAUUAUUUUUUGCACCUAAAAAUUCACAGAACUUUUCACUGUUUCAAAAAAAUCAAAAAUGGUUUUUUUUCUUCGAAAAAAUUUGCUGUUUCAGAAAAUGUAUCAAUUUUUAGAGGUUUUUUCCUCAUUUUGAUAGGUUCUUCUAUUUUCAACACCCAAAAAUCUAAAGAAAAUUUUGAUUUCACGAAAAUCUGAAAUUCCUGUUUUCCAGAGUUCGCCAAGCCUCUGACCGUGAUCUUCUUCGCAAAUCGCUCACCGAAUGGAGAACAGCUCUCGACAAAUGCGAUCAACACAUCAGAUCAACCACCUCGCAAUACGAAUCAUCUAUCAAAAAUGUUCGAUCGGGUUCAUCAACCUUGUCCCAAAUUGGUGAUAUCAAAAUUCCAUCCGAUCCGCUGCCGAAAUUGGUGAAACCACCGCCAGUUCAAGUUGUUGCGCCGUCAUCUGUACCGGGAGUUAUUGGCCAACGAUCUUCUGCUACAACAUCAGCGGCGUCGCGGACAAAUACUUGUAGCGGAGAGUCGCCGACGGUUUCCGCGUGCUCGACGCCGUCGCGAAGCCGCGUUUCCCGCCUUCCAUCACCGGUGAAUAAUUCGAGUGCCGCGAAACCUUCGGAACCCAACAAUUUCUGGUCAUGGAAUACUAUUGGAAAUCUUGGAAGUUUUGGCGAAAGUUCGAAUUUCAAUAGUAGUUUUGAUCAACUCCAUCGUGAUAUUUGGGCGAUGAAUGGAAAUGGAUCGGAUUUCCAGAGAAGUUCGUCUUUGAAUUCUUCGGUCAGUGCUCCUCAAGCAUCACGCCAGAUUUCUGCGCCGCCACAAAUCUCACAAGCACCAUUGGCUCCAAGAGCUCCAGCAACUUCCACUAACUCCACUACACCGUUUUUGACUGGAUUUAAUACGGAUAUUUGGAAUUAUCAAGCUCAACCACAACAGUACACUCCAAGCAGCCAACAACAGCCACAAAGACUUGCGAAUUAUUAUGGAGCACCGCAUAAUGGAGCUGGUGAUCAACAACAACAACAUCAACAGAUGUCGAAUGGUGAGAUUUUGAGGGGUUUCUAGCUGGGAAAAUCUGAUUUUGGACGAAAAAUUCAUGAUUUUGGCCGAAAAAUUUUGGAUUUUUUGUUAAAAAAUCACCCAGAAAUGAUUACCCAAAAAAUUUCAUAUUGAACAAAUUUUCAGAAAAAAAAAUCAUUCAGACCACAUUUUGUUUUCAAUCUGAAUGUUCAUUAAAAAUUUCGAAGAUCGCCUCUAAUUUGAGGUUUUACGGGUUUGCAGCCUGAAAAUUUAGAUAUUCGAGGUUUUUCAGAUAGGGAAUCCUACUUUUGACACAAAAUUAAAUUUCCUGCAAAAAAUAGAUUUCAAAAAUUUCAUAUUGAAAAAAUUUUCAAUAAAAAAUCUAUUGAUUUACACCUUUUUGUUUUCAAUUUUAUUUUUCAUAAAAAAUUUCGAAUUUCGCCUCUAAUUUGAGGUUUUACGGGUUUUCAGCCUGAAAAUCGUGAUUUUGCUGUAAUUUUGACCCAAAAUCGUUUUUGUCCGAAAAAGUUUCACACUAAUUUUUCAUUAAAAAAAUUCACUGUUUCAAAAUUCUCCUAUAAUUUUUGAGCGAUUUUUCGACUCUGGGUGUCGCGAUUUCGGGAUGAAAAUGGGCAAUUUUCAACCCGUAACCGGCACUCCAAAAAACGUGGAAUUUCAGAGCUGUCUGAAAAUUUGACUGAAAAUCCUCCAAAAAUCAAUAUUUUCCCACAGGUUCCGCAUUGUUUGCCAAUCUCGGAAUGCUCAAUCCAUUAUCAUCGGCGGCCACAAAUCCAUGGCGAGCUCCACCGACUUCGUCCAACUCGAACUCUGCAACGUCAUCAUCACAAAAUCCACCGCCAUUUUAA
This is a messenger RNA of Caenorhabditis angaria, 3504 nucleotides long. Lineage: Eukaryota; Metazoa; Nematoda; Chromadorea; Rhabditida; Rhabditidae. The record is from the annotation of a GenBank genome assembly.